Hyla sarda is the source of this 2296-nucleotide messenger RNA. RefSeq names its product nuclear autoantigenic sperm protein (gene NASP). Gene Ontology annotation, cellular component: nucleoplasm. Gene Ontology annotation, molecular function: histone binding. The transcript is spliced from 15 exons. The record is from RefSeq and is a predicted model, not a curated record. Gene Ontology annotation, biological process: CENP-A containing chromatin assembly; DNA replication-dependent chromatin assembly. NCBI's taxonomy places the organism in Eukaryota, Metazoa, Chordata, Amphibia, Anura, Hylidae. Bases 155 to 2200 code for a protein of 681 amino acids.
AUCAGAGGUUAGAGGUCAUCGGAAGCCAGGGGGCGUUCCCAAUGACGGCGGGGCGGGGUUAAGCAGGCGGUAUAAAAGCGUGUCCCGGCGCGGGGGAUACGAUCUGCCAUCUUCUCCCCUCACUCCUGUGGUUGUCAUUAGUGAUUCUGUCAUCAUGGCCGAAGAGACACCGACCGUGCCGGCCCCGGAAGAGAAGAUGGAAGAAGCUCCUGCACCUUCAACAUCUGUUGAGCAAGCUGAUGGGGAGGAUGUGGAUGCUAAAGCCAAGCUUCUCAUGGGAGAGGGUCACAAGCAUCUGGUCUUGAAGGACGUCCGCUCUGCCGUCAAUGCUUUCCAGGAAGCCAGUAGCCUUCUAGGGAAGAAGUACGGGGAGACUGCCGAUCAGUGUGCAGAUGCCUUCUACUACUAUGGAAUGGCUCUCCUGGACCUCGCACGAAUGGAAAACAAUGUCCUGGGUAACGCUCUGGAAGGAAUGCCAGAAGGGGAAGAUGAAGAAUGUGAGAAGGAAGACCCCAACAUCCCCAGUGCUGCCAACCUUGAUGAGAAAGAAAGGGAGCAGUUAAGAGAGCAGGUUUAUGAGGCCAUGGCAGAGGACAAAUCUGAGAAGCAGAAUGGUGAAGACUCCAAAGAGCCAAAGGCUGAAGAGCCUAAAGACAAUGAGAUGGAGUGUGAGAAAUCCUCUGAAGCUGAGGAGACUAAGGACAAGCCAUGUGAGACAUCCUCUGAAGCUGAAACUAAGGAGAAAUCCUCUGAAGCUGAGACCAAGGAGAAAUCCUCUGAAGCGGAGACCAAGGAGAAGCCAUGUGAAAAAUCCUCUGAUGCUGAGACCAAGAAGCCAUGUGAGAAAUCCUCUGAAGCUGAGACCAAGGAGAAAUCCUCUGAAGCUGAGACCAAGAAGCCAUGUGAAAAAUCCUCUGAAGCUGAGACCAAGGAGAAAUCCUCUGAAGCUGAGACCAAGAAGCCAUGUGAAAAAUCCUCUGAAGCAGAAACCAAGGAGAAGCCAUGUGAGAAAUCCGCUGAACCUGAGCAGACAAAGAAUUCAGAAGGUAAUGCUGAGGCAGAGAAAUCCACUGAAGCAGAAGCUAAACCAGAGUCCACCUCAGAAGCUGUGAGUAAAGAAAAUGGCACAACAGAAGCUACAGGUGAAGAGAAGAGUAAGACUGAAGAAGCUACAGAGAAGAGCAAAACAGAAGUAGAAGCUGAUUCUACACAAGAACCUGAAGAGAAGCCCAAAGGAGUCAAAGACUCAGAAGCCAAACCUGAGGAAGCUGGUGCCCCUGAAGAGAAAGCUAGAAGUGAUGAGGAAGAGCCAAUGGAAGGGGAAGAAGAGGAAGAAUGUGCAGAGUCUGACAAUGAAGAGACUGAGGAAAAGGAAAACUCUGAGGAUGAAGUUGACAAUCUACAAAUUGCCUGGGAGAUGCUGGAUUUGGCAAAGGUCAUAUUUAAAAGGCAGCAGGGCAAGGAGGAACAGCUGAAGGCAGCUCAGGCUCAUCUAAAGCUGGGAGAAGUGAGCAUUGAGUCAGAGAACUACACCCAAGCUGUGGAAGACUUCAUGUCAUGUCUCAACAUCCAGAAGGAGCAUCUAGAAGAACAUGACCGACUGCUUGCAGAGACUCACUACCAGCUGGGCCUGGCCAACCACUACAACAGCAAACAUGAGGAUGCAAUCUCUCACUUCACACAGUCAAUUGAUGUGAUAGAGAAGAGAUUGGUUCUCCUGUCAGAACAACUAGAAAAGGCUGCAGUGGAGACAAAAGAGGAGACUCAGAAGGAAAUGGAAGAACUGAAGGGACUCUUGCCUGAUAUCAAGGAGAAGAUUGAAGACUCUAAAGAAGCACAAAAAACAGCAGAAGACACAAACAAAGCACUUAAGGAGACUCUGGGUGGAACAUCGUCUUCUGGUUUUCCACAAGAGAAUGGAGGCACUUCCAAAUCUACUGCCACAGUAGAGAAGAGCAGCGGGGACAGCACUGUACCAGUAUCCAACUGUGUAUCGGACAUCUCUCAUCUAGUACGGAAGAAGAGGAAACCUGAAGAGGAGAGCCCACUGAAAGAAGCCAAGAAACCAAAGUCUGAGCCUGUGGAGAAUGGAUCUGGGAAUGGGGAUGCUGUAGUACCUACAAAUGAGCAGGUGGAGAAGACUGAAGAGGCAGAGAAUCAGACUCCCAUGGAGACCACCACAGUGGAGAGCACUGCAUGAUGAAUACCUCAUAAGGGACUGUACAUAUUUCCAUCUUUUUGUUUUGAGCAUUUUUUUUGUAAAACAGAAAUGAAAUAAAAAGCGUCUUUAUAGUGA